GGGGUGGGGACGAGGUGAAGACGUGUGUUGGCUAGUUUCAUAGAGCCUGGACUUGAGAAGCAGCUGUGAAAAUGGACGGUGGCAGGCUGGAUAUGAUUAAAACUCCUAAGGUGGAGCGUAUUCUAUUGAAACAGUACAAUCACACCAGGGAGUACGUAACAGGUACCCUAUGCCUCACUGACAGACACCUCAUCUUUAUCGAGCCCACAGGAGCUCAAGAAACUUGGGUGCUCCAUCAUCACAUCAGCUCCAUGGAGAAGCUCCCACUAACUACCCGGGGCUACCCCCUCAUUAUCAAUACCAAAACGUUCCAGCACCUGCGGCUGAUCAUCCCACGAGAGAGUGACUGUGUGGAUAUCAUGGACACCAUUAAAGUAUUCUCUCAGCCAGAGCACUACAGUGACCUGUAUGCGUACCAAUACAAACCCAAGGAUGGGGAGAUAGUGAAGCAGACCUCCGGCUGGGCCCUCUUUGACUGCCCCAGCGAGUACGCUCGUAUGGGUGUGCCCAACCAGUACUGGAGGGCCACCAACCUCAAUGACAACUAUGAGCUGUGUGAGACGUACAGUUCUAGUUUGUACUUGCCUGCCACGGUGGACAACAGUGUCAUCACAGGCAGCGCCAAGUUCCGCAGUAAAGAGAGACUCCCUGUCCUCUCUUACUACUACAAACCCACACAGUCUGCCCUGUGUCGGUGCAGUCAGCCCCUGGUGGGACUCACCGGUCGCUCGGCAGAGGAUGAGCAGCUGUUGCAAGCUAUCAUCAACGUCAACCCCAACUCUGACAUACUCCAUGUGGUCGACACAAGACCUAAGGUGAAUGCCAUGGCAAACAAGGCAGCUGGCAAAGGCUACGAGACAACUGACAACUACAGCAAUAUGCGGUUUGAGUUCUUCAACAUUCACAACAUCCACAUCAUGAGGGAGAGCUUACAGAAGAUGUUUGAAGCUGUUUGUCCACCCAACCAGACGGUGUCAGGAAUGCUGAGUGGGCUGGAAAGCUCUGGCUGGCUCAAGCACAUCCAUCUCAUACUGGAGGUGGCUGUCUUCACUGCUAAGGUCAUAUCUGAGGACAAGGCCAGUGUUCUGAUUCACUGCUCUGAUGGCUGGGACAGGACAGCUCAGACUUGUGCUCUUACCUGUCUACUGCUCGACCCCUACUACAGAACACUGCAUGGCUUCAUGGUUUUGAUUGAGAAGGAAUGGUUGGCCUUUGGACACAAGAUGAGUAUAAGGAGUGGUCAUUUGGCGGUAGAGACCCGGGAAACAUCACCAAUCAUGACCCAGUUUCUGGACUGUGUAUGGCAGGUCAUGGUCCAAUACCCGACAGCCUUCCAGUUUAACGAGUUCUUCCUGGUUACACUUCACGACCACCUCUACUCUUGUCAGUUUGGGACGUUCUUGGGCAACAACGAGAAGGAGAGGUUGGAUAUGGGGUUCAAGGAAAACACCUAUUCUCUGUGGGGCCAUGUGUGGGCUCAUCUGGAUGACUUUAUCAAUCCUCUAUUCUCUGCCCAGGACCGCGUCAUCAUUCCCAACACUGACAUACCUCAACUCAGUUUCUGGACGGGUCUUUACUGUGGACACACGCUCAAGCACCAGGUGUGUGAGAUGGCAGACGAGGUCACUGCCAGUAUGCAGCAACAAAACUUCUGCAUCUCAGAGCACAUCAAGUUCUUGGAAAAUAAAAUGUCUGAACUAAAGAAGAGACUCACCUUCUAUAAAGAGAAGUUGCAAGCAACUAACCCUGACAGUAGGGACGUCACUGAUACUUCUCCUGAUGGAAUCAUUGAUGAGCUUAAAUCUCAACGCAUAGAUGAUUCUGACCUAGAAACAGACUCAACAGGUGUUACGGACACUAAAAAUGAAGAUGGGCCUACUGAUAAUUCUUUAAACUCUACUGAUGAAAUCCCGCCAACUGAAAAUCCAAAAACUGUAUCAGAGGGGUCCAAUGACACACCUACACAACUAGAUGUUUUCCCUGAGGAGAGAGGUUCCCAGAGGGUGGCUGUUGAUCCCACAGGUUGUCUCUCACCCACAUCUUACUCCACUUUCAAAGGGUUUCUCAACCACACUCCCGACCUGAACCUCCCUUGGCAGUCCAUGAGAUCUGUGAGUCAGUGUGGAUGUGGAAUGGCUUUCUCCUACUCUAGAAGAAAGUACCAUUGUAGCUACUGUGGCGUGGUGGUGUGUGGCAGUUGCAGCAGUUAUCAGGCAUUGCCCGGGCAGACGUCCUCUAAACCACAACGAGUUUGCAAAGCUUGUUUCAAGCUUAUGAGGAGACGAUAUCAAGAAGAACAGUUAGAGACGUAGAAUUAUAGUAAUUAUAGCUGUACAUUAUUUAUCGGGUGGUUUGUGUUGAAAGUUUUGUUGAAAAGUGAUGUUUUUCAUUUGCAAA
Molecule: messenger RNA, 2397 nt
Organism: Halichondria panicea
Lineage: Eukaryota; Metazoa; Porifera; Demospongiae; Suberitida; Halichondriidae
Product: myotubularin-related protein 6-like
Exons: 15
Coding region: 72-2312 (746 amino acids)
Biological process (GO): phosphatidylinositol dephosphorylation
Cellular component (GO): cytoplasm; membrane
Molecular function (GO): metal ion binding; phosphatidylinositol-3,5-bisphosphate phosphatase activity; phosphatidylinositol-3-phosphate phosphatase activity
Source: RefSeq, a predicted model, not a curated record